Erpetoichthys calabaricus (reedfish) is the source of this 863-nucleotide messenger RNA. RefSeq lists its product as uncharacterized. The transcript has 3 exons. NCBI's taxonomy places the organism in Eukaryota, Metazoa, Chordata, Cladistia, Polypteriformes, Polypteridae. The record is from RefSeq and is a predicted model, not a curated record. Bases 19 to 765 code for a protein of 248 amino acids.
GUAAGUAUUCAAUAUAAGAUGAACAACCUUCGGCAAAAACUUCGGUUUGCUGGCUGUGCAGAAGUGCAGGUAAAUGCUUACAAAAGAGGAUUUGGUUCUCCCAGAGGUUGCCUUAAGAAACCUCGUAAAUCUGAGGUAAAUUUCUUGCCAAAUCACCCUGGUAGUCAAAAAGAUGAAGAUCUUGAAACAGAGAGGCAGCAGCUUGAGGAUGAAGUGAAGAAGAAAAAUAUGAACCUGGACCUAAUCAACACCAAAAUGGACCUCACUUUUUCCCUGAGAAGAAAGGAGAUUGUCAUGGAUGAACCGCUGGUCUCUGUAGUCCAACAGAGAUGGCCAGGCCUUUUCAUAGAGCAACAGACUAUGGAUGUUACCACACACAAGAGGGCAACGGUUCUACAAGGACUACCUCUGUACUUAAGAGAAUACAAGAAGUUAUCAACAACAUGUCAUGAUACAGACUCCCUUCAAAUAUAUACAAAUGAAAUGAAGAUAGGAAUAUUAGAGGUUGUGAGGCACCAUGAGACCCAUCCUGGAGCUGCGGCAAUGAAUGUGGCUGUGGUAAUAGAAGGUCAAGUAGUAAUUGAAGAGCUUGCCGACUUCACAACUGCAUUUGUCAUACUUGUUGGUCUUCUGUAUGCUCUAAACAUUCAGUACCCAAAAGAACUUAAAUACACUUUUGAAACAGUGCAGAAGGUGUUUCUAAAUAUUGGAGACUCAUACUCACAUAGAGUACUGUCACUCAAAAAUAUGCUGUAUAAAUGUUAGACAAAUGUGUCUCAGAUCUGCAGAAUAGGAUGUGCUUGUCUUUUGAUUUUAGAUUAACAUUGCGAUAGCUACUUUUCUUUGUGUGAAAUUCUUUUUCA